AUGUCUUCGCCUUCCGUCACCCCUCGCUCUCAGGCUGUCCGCCCCUCGGUGUCGUCGUCGUCACCCGCCCCGCCCUGCCGCCCCCGCCGUCAUCUUCGCCGAGAGCCGUUUCCCUUCUCCUCUCUCAUGCCGUCCUUCCGGGCCAACCUCUCUUCCACGAGCCUCGUGCCCUCGACCGCCGAGGGAAGGCCCAUCCCCGUCGACGACUCGACCGCCGAGCAUUGCACGUCGGCCCUCCGCGAAAUCAACCACCACUACCCCAGCCGGCAUCGGUACGCGAAAUCCACGGGCGCCCAGAGCAGCACCUACUCGGAGCCCGUCAUCGUCCGCAGCUACCACCCGCCCGUCUCCGGCCGACCGGCAAGCACGGCCCGAACGAGCACCGUUCGUGCCACCGUGUCCGGCUCCGACCCUUUCGCACCGAGGUCGCCGUUCGCGAGCAAGCUCGCAUCGGCAAGACAUGGCAUCCUCUCCACCAUGGCUGGCGCGCGUGCCAAGAAAUCGUCGGCCGCCAACGACGGCCCGGAUGCUUGGCUGCCCCCCGUGGAGGCCUUUCGGUUCAAAAGCUUCAUGGCCGGCAUCGAGGUCCACGCUGGCGGAGGUGACAUCAAUGCAGAUCUGGAUCGGAUCGCCGAAAUCUGUGCGAGGUCGAGAUACUCGUUGAGCAACCAGUACGAGGUGCACUACAGCCCACACGGGCCCGGAACCUCCCUCGCCGACACGGAGCAGCAAAGCCGUGGGAUACAGGGACCGACCCUCCUCGUCGUGUCCACCGACGACGACCGAACCGUGGGACGGAGGGGGGCGAGAAGGCAGCCGGCUAGGAGGAACAGCCGGGCCAUGGGCAAGCUCGAGACCAUCAUGUCUUCAAGCCGGUCGUCGGACGAGGGCAGGUCCAGGCAGAAGUCUGCUUCCGAGAUUGCCGACGAAAUCCGCGGCCGAGCUUCCAGGAAGGAAUCGGGAAACACGUCGCCCGUGGCCUCCUCCCGGAGCACAUUCGACGAGGCUAGCUCGCAGACCGGGGAGGCGGCCACGAGGAACCACAACCGAAGGCCGUCGGCAUCCCUUGCCUUCAUCGACAGCACGAGGCAGAACCCUCGGUCUGGAGAGACGACGAGCAGUCCGCGCACGCCAACCGCCGGCCUUGUGAGCGAUCCGGCGCUCCCGCAAGAAUCUCUGAGCCAGCUGGAAUUACGGACGGGAACGGCAGCCGGGGAUGUCAAGGAGAUGACGCCAACCGCCGGCGGCACUAAAGCACCGGGUACCGUGUCGACCGUAGUCGACACCGUCUCCGCUACCGGUUUGCUCGCUUCUCUGAGCGGCUGGGUCCCUUGGGCAUCGUCCACGCAGCAAUGGGGACGGGCCGAGGGCAGCUUACGACACUUGUUGAGGACGGGCACCAAGGGAAAUGCCGUUGCCGUCGCCGGGCUCGACAAGUGA
Drechmeria coniospora is the source of this 1440-nucleotide messenger RNA. RefSeq lists its product as uncharacterized. The record is from RefSeq and is a predicted model, not a curated record. The coding region runs from base 1 to 1440 and encodes 479 amino acids. Lineage: Eukaryota; Fungi; Ascomycota; Sordariomycetes; Hypocreales; Ophiocordycipitaceae. The transcript has a single exon.